CACUUAGCGCUAUUCCUACUUUCGUUUGAGUGCAAUGAAGUGCUUUAGAAAGAGAAAGUUUGUAUUAUGCAUUUUAACUUGUAAUGUUGUAUUUGUGAUUGUUCUGUAUUACUUUUUACAAACUGAAAGAACUGACGAGGAUGUCACAAAGAGAAUCCCUUCAUAUUCGGUGGUUAUACGAGAGUUUGAAGAUUAUGACAAUGAUGUGUCGGCCACUGUUUACCAUAUUCAUAACGUGCUGGGAAAUCACGUGCCAAUAUAUAUUGUUACAGACCACUCACCAUAUCCGAAUAUUGAUUUCACACGCCUUAAUGUUCAAGCUAUUUUCAAUCUAGACUUUGAUUUGGAUAAUAAUAAAAGGCAUACAGACGAUGAAAUCCUAGACGCCAUAACAUCAGAAUAUGUUAUUUUUAUACCAGAUGGAGCUAGAAUACAUAAUAAAACUAUAUUUGACAGACUUAUUGAAGAUUUUGAUCAUUCCAAAUUUUCUCAGGCGUUUGCGGUGAAAACUGGCAGCGAUAAGUUAAGAUGUCCAGGACUACAAAUUAACUUGCAAAGAUGGCGGUUGAAAAUAACUGAAUUUGAAGGAUUCGAAGGACUUUGUGAUUAUAUUGAAGGUGAUCAAGCCAUUAUAGUUCGCACAACAACAUUAACAGAAAUCCCAAGUCCAUGGACAGUUCCAUUAACAAAAUCUUUAUACAUACAGUUUAUUGUUAAGAGGUGGAAAUCAUUUGUUUAUGUUCCCUCCGUAUUUGUACCCAGAAAAGGGUUCAGGGAUCCCAGUAGCCUGGAGCGGUUUAAGUAUGAACAAAAGAAAAGAGAGGAUAAAUUAUUCAGAAAGUUUAAAAUCAAGGAACUUGUGUAUAAAAUUGAUGAAGACCAUGAGAAGAAGUUUUAUUAUGGUUGUGACAAGCACACUGAACGCUGUUAUAGUUCUGUGAUCAAUGACCUUCCGGACUUCUUAGCCAUGGGUAAAUGGACCCCACCCUGCUGUCUGAAGGCUCUCCGUGAAACAGCUGAUCAUGUUCUCAAGAUUUUUAACAGUACAAAUGUGCGUUAUUGGUUGGAGGGUGGAAGUUUGCUGGGUGCUGCAAGAUCAGGCAAUAUCAUUCCAUGGGAUACAAGUGUUGAUAUUGGAAUUUAUAUGGAAGAUAUUCCAAAGUGUUCACAGUUAGUAAAGACAGGAAAUUAUGAGUAUCAGGAUAAAAAGGGAUUCUUAUGGGAAAAAGCUGAAGAAGGGGAAUUUUACCGAGUGCACUACAGUAGAACUAAUAGGAACUAUGUUCAGAUUUUCCCAUUUUAUUUAAAAAAUGGUGUCAUGACAAAGGACUUUUGGUUCAAGACCCACAAGCAAGACAUUUCAUUUCCAGAGCAUUUUCUCACUCCUCUGUCACUCAUAAAUUUCAUUGGGCAAAAUGUGUCUGCACCAAAUCACGUGAAAGCAUUUCUGGAAUUAAAAUUUGGGAAAGGAGUAAUUGAAAAUCUUCAGUAUCCAAAUGGUGCUCCUGUGUAUUGAACAUGAAAUCCUUAUCCAAUAUUUUGUCAUUCAGUUUAUCUAAGUGUUAUAUUCUACAGUUGUUUUGAAAGUUCUCUGUUCUCAGGUUCAAUGUCGUUUCAAUUUUAUGAUAAUCAUGAUAAUAUUCAUGCAUUUAUAAAAUUUUGUUAUAAUUACAUGUACAUAUCCAAGAAAUUUAUAUAUUUUCUAAUAUAGAAUAUUUAGCCCACCUGAACUGAAAGCUCAAAUGAUUUUCCAAGUAAAAUUUAUAUAUGUUGCU
Ostrea edulis (European flat oyster) is the source of this 1775-nucleotide messenger RNA. RefSeq names its product ribitol 5-phosphate transferase FKRP-like. Lineage: Eukaryota; Metazoa; Mollusca; Bivalvia; Ostreida; Ostreidae. The transcript has a single exon. The record is from RefSeq and is a predicted model, not a curated record. Gene Ontology annotation, biological process: protein O-linked glycosylation via mannose. Bases 35 to 1516 code for a protein of 493 amino acids. Gene Ontology annotation, cellular component: Golgi apparatus.